AUGGUGACAGAGCUGUCAACCGAGGCGUUCAUAGCGGCCUUACGGCGAUUCGUCGCGCGAAGAGGAUUAUGUUCGCAGAUAUUUUCAGACAAUGGCACUAACUUUGUAGGUGCAGCUCGGCACCUCAGAGAGCUAUACGAGUUUAUUAACCAGAAACAAGAAAUAAUCAAAGCAGAAUUGGCUGAACAACGUAUCGAUUGGAAUUUUAUUCCCCCACGAGCGCCACAAUUCGGAGGAUUGUGGGAAGCAGCGAUUAAGAUGGCAAAAAGGCACUUAUUCACCAUAACAGAAGGACGAGUCUUGACUUAUGAGGAAUAUAGUACCCUCCUGACACAAAUAGAGGCCGUGCUAAAUUCGAGGCCGCUAACACCUAUUUCAAGCGACCCCGCGGAUCUAUCAGCAUUGACUCCAGCGCAUUUUUUGGUAGGAGGAUCACUCCUACAGCCAUUGCAGUCCAAUCGGCUUGACGUGCCAGAGAAUUCACUGUCGAGAUGGCAAAUAGUUCAAAAAUUGAGUCAGCUAUUCUGGAAACGGUGGCAUGUAGAAUACCUGCAAGAACUGCAAAAACGUACCAAAUGGACAACAUCUGAUCGCAAAAUAAAAAUAGGCGACCUUGUUGUGAUAAAGGAAGAUAAUCUUCCCCCUUUUCGAUGGAGACUUGGUCGAGUAACGCAGACCCACCCGGAUACGGAUGGAGAGGUUUGA
This is a messenger RNA of Cyphomyrmex costatus, 705 nucleotides long. RefSeq lists its product as uncharacterized. Lineage: Eukaryota; Metazoa; Arthropoda; Insecta; Hymenoptera; Formicidae. Gene Ontology annotation, biological process: DNA integration. Bases 1 to 705 code for a protein of 234 amino acids. Gene Ontology annotation, molecular function: nucleic acid binding. The record is from RefSeq and is a predicted model, not a curated record. The transcript has a single exon.